AUGGGUAUAUUUAAAUCCGAAUUACCUGAUCUAAUUAUUCCAAAUGUUAACCUUUAUCAUCAUGUAAUCAGCAAUCCUAACUCAAUUCCUGACACUAAACCAAUCUACAUUGAUGGAUUAACCAAUAAAAAAGUUCUGGCAAUUGUUUCUCCAAAUCACAUACAUUAUCCCAUUGCAUUAUUAGGAACAAUUGCAUUUGGUGGAACUGUUACAACAGCCAAUCCUGAUUAUACAGUUGAUGAAUUAACAUAUCAAUUAACCGAUUCCAAAGCAUCAAAUCAUUCUGCAAACAAUGUAAAAAUACCAACUUCCAAGAUCUUUGUAUUUGAUGAAAAUGAAGAUCUCGAUCAUGGCAUUAGAACAUUCAUCAGUCUAUUCAAGGAUGAUGAUGAUGAUUCAGCAAUUAUUCAUUAUACAACUGAUGAGGAAGUCAAAUCAACUGUUGCUUAUUUGUGUUAUAGCUCUGGCACAACUGGCAGACAAAAAGGUGUUGAGACCACACAUUAUAAUAUGGUUGCUAACAUUGAACAAGUUUAUCAUUUUGAGAAAUUUACUCCUGAUCUUGCAUUCUUGGGAGUAUUGCCAUUAUACCAUAUGUUUGCAUUGCAUUUUAUUAUUCAUCAAGCACUUUAUAGUGGAGCAUCAGCAAUAAUUUUAUCAAAAUUUGAUAUAGAUUCAUUUUGUCAUGCAAUACAAGAUCAUAAAAUAAAUAUUAUAUAUGUAGUUCCACCAAUUGUGCUUAAACUGGUUAAAGAUCCAGCUGUUGACAAUUAUGAUUUAACAAGUUUGAAAUUUUUAUUCUGUGCUGCUGCUCCAUUAAGUGAAGAGUUGAGUAAUAUGUUCAUCAACAAAUUUGGUACACCUCUUAAGCAAGGUUAUGGACUUACUGAAACUACACCAAUCAUUACAAUGGAUAGGACUGAUGAUAUCACAAUUGGAUCAUCUGGAAUUCUUAUAGCAAAUAUAGAAGCAAAAAUUAUUGAUGAAAGUGGAAAAGAACUUGGGAUUAAUGAACAAGGUGAACUAUGUGUUCGUGGUCCAAACAUUAUGAAGGGUUAUCUUAAUAAUAAACAGGCCACUAAAGAAUGUAUUGGUAAAGAUGGAUUUUUCCGUACUGGAGAUGUUGCUUUUAUUAAUGAAAAUGGGAAAAUUUUUUUGGUUGAUCAUAUAAAAGAACUUAUCAAAUAUAAGGGCUCUCAAGUUGCACCUGCAGAACUUGAAUCAGUCCUACUUACAAAUCCCAUCAUUUCCGAUGCAGCUGUAGUUGAAAAAAUACGUGAAUUUGCUAAAUUUGAUUUAUCAAAUUCAGAUGAAUUUAUUGAACGUGUUCUAGAUCGUUUAUCAAAAUGUUUAACAGUUGAAAAAUUAGCGCACAUCAGUGGAGUGUUGAAAAAACUUGGAUCUAAAGGUUUUAUAAAUGCUCAGAUUGCCAAUUAUAACAAACCAUUUUAUGGACUCACAAAGAAACAGCAAGAACAAGUUAUUUUGAAAUGGAGUACACACUCGACAGCUUCUACCAGAGAACUUUUCAGGACAUUUACAUUUUUCAUUUGUUCUACAUUUUGGUUAGAUCCAUAUGGAUUCAAUUCUCUAAUCGGUUAUCCUGGUCCAGAUCCUGAAGCAAACUCUUCACGGUUUACUUCACGUCAAUUUUCCACUUUCGAAUUUCUUAAAAUCAAUAACAACGAUGGUAUUGUUAUCAACACUUGUGGCGAGAGUAGCACCAAUACACAAAAUAAACCAAAAAAAGAUCAAAUUGACCAAGGAAUUGAAGCUGAUGGAACGAAUGGAAAGAAAUUGGAAGAGGAAGAUUUGAAUUAUGAUGUUGUGGUGGUAGGAUCUGUAGAUAUGGCAUUUUUUGGAGCUCGUAGUUGGCCCACGCCAAUAGUAAGACCAUUAGCACCUUUUCUUGCAAGUGGGGCAAUUAUCUUUUAUGCUGUAUUUAAACUUGAAACCAAAUUACAACAAGGUGAUUAG
Molecule: messenger RNA, 1977 nt
Organism: Entrophospora sp. SA101
Lineage: Eukaryota; Fungi; Glomeromycota; Glomeromycetes; Entrophosporales; Entrophosporaceae
Source: the annotation of a GenBank genome assembly